Messenger RNA from Molossus molossus (Pallas's mastiff bat), 723 nucleotides. RefSeq names its product myomaker, myoblast fusion factor (gene MYMK). Bases 40 to 705 code for a protein of 221 amino acids. The transcript is spliced from 5 exons. The record is from RefSeq and is a predicted model, not a curated record. Lineage: Eukaryota; Metazoa; Chordata; Mammalia; Chiroptera; Molossidae. Gene Ontology annotation, cellular component: plasma membrane.
CCCACCCCUCCUCCCGGCCAGAGCCUUCCUCCCCGGCCCAUGGGGACGCUCGUGGCCAAGUUGCUCCUGCCCACCCUCAGUAGCUUGGCCUUCCUCCCCACCAUCAGCAUCGCUGCCAAGAGGAGGUUCCACAUGGAGGCCAUGGUCUACCUCUUCACCAUGUUCUUCGUGGCGCUGUAUCACGCCUGCACCGGGCCGGGCCUGUCGGUCCUCUGCUUCAUGCGGCUCGACAUCCUGGAGUACUUCAGCGUGUACGGGACAGCGCUCAGCAUGUGGGUCUCGCUGAUGGCACUGGCCGACUUCGACGAACCCAAGAGGUCAACCUUUGUGAUGUUUGGCGUCCUGACCAUUGCUGUCCGGAUCUACCACGACCGCUGGGGCUACGGAGUGUACUCGGGCCCCAUUGGCACCGCCGUGCUCAUCAUCGCGGCAAAGUGGCUGCAGCAGAUGAAGGAGAAGAAGGGUCUGUACCCCGACAAGAGCGUCUACACCCAGCAGAUAGGCCCCGGCCUCUGCUUCGGGGCCCUGGCCCUCAUGCUGCGCUUCUUCUUCGAGGAUUGGGAUUACACCUAUGUCCACAGCUUCUACCACUGUGCCCUGGCCAUGUCCUUCAUCCUGCUGCUGCCCAAGGUCAACAAGAAGGCUGGCAGCUCAGGGCCCCCUGCCAAGCUGGACUGCUCCACCCUGUGCUGCGCCUGUAUCUGACCGCACCCAGCCCCGCCC